Messenger RNA from Cyprinus carpio (common carp), 858 nucleotides. Its product is annotated as putative nuclease HARBI1. The record is from RefSeq and is a predicted model, not a curated record. Bases 1 to 786 code for a protein of 261 amino acids. The transcript has 3 exons. NCBI's taxonomy places the organism in Eukaryota, Metazoa, Chordata, Actinopteri, Cypriniformes, Cyprinidae.
AUGCCCCGGUCCACCGUCCACUAUAUUGUCCACCGAGUGACUGAGAAGGUCAUCUUCCUCCCGAAGACCCCGGAGCACCUGGAAGAAGUGUCCCGCGGGUUUGCAGGGCUGCACGCCACAGAGCUUUUAUCAAAGCUGCAGGUGCCAUCGACGGCUGUCACAUCCGCAUCAAGCCUCCGAGCGGCCCCUGAUGGUCAGUGCUACAGAAACAGGAAACUGUUUCCAUCCAUAAUCCUUCAGGCUGUUUGUGACCAUCAGGGCCGCUUCAUCGAUACGUACGUGGGGUGGCCUGGAUCGGUGCACGACUCCAGGGUGCUCCGCCACAGCCCACUGUACGCUCAGUCAUCCUACCCUCCUCCAGGGCAUUUCAUCUUGGCCGAUGGAGGAUAUCCAUGCCUCCAACGGCCUCUCCCCCUCAUCACUCCUUACAAGAGGCAGGUGCAAGGUGUGGGAGCCAAGCGCUUUAACAGCCAUCAUUCCAGGGCACGCUCCAUUAUAGAGCGUGCUUUUGGAAUGAUGAAGACAAGGUUCCGGUCCAUCUUCCUGCAAGCGCUGGAGGUGCACUACACCUUUGUUCCUCAUGCUGUGACAGCAUGCACCAUCCUCCACAACAUCUGCCUCAGUGCCGGAGACGUGUUGGCACCUGAGGAUGAACCUGAGGACGAUGUGGAGGAAGAUGAGGGGGAGGCUGACAUGGAGGCCGUCAGCGGUGCUCAGUGGCGGGACCAACUCUGUGCUGAGGUGUCUGCCCUGGAGGUUGUACCACCAGGUCAUGACUACCUUUAACAAGCAAAUGUGACAGCCGUUGAUUGAGUCACUCUGCAAACCCUGCUGGUGGACGAUGUAGGGGACAAUGGG